AUGAACAGGAGCGUGGGGGACCUGGGUGUUGGCGGCUGCAGCCCCUGGGACGACCCUGCUCGCUUCAUUGUGGUGCCCGCGGCCUACGCCUUGGCGCUGGGCCUGGGGCUGCCGGCCAACGUGGCGGCCCUGGCGGUGUUCGUCCGCAGCGGCAGGCGCCUGGGCCAGGCCCUGCGUCUCUACCUGCUCAACCUGGCCCUGGCCGACGUGCUCUUCACGCUCACGCUGCCGCUGUGGCUCACCUACUACCUGGGCCCGGCCCACUGGCCCUUCCCGGAGGCCGUCUGCCGCGCAGCCGGGGCCGCCUACUAUGUGUCCACCUACGCGGCCGUGGCCUUCGCGGCGCUCAUCAGCGUGUGCCGCUGCAGCUCCGUGCAGCGGCCCGGGCCCAAGGCGGCCGCCCGCCCGGCCUUGCGCCGCCGCGGCCCCGCCCGCGCCGCGUGCGCCGCCGCCUGGCUGGCAGGCCUGGCCUGCGCCGCACCCUCGCUGGCCGCCCCGCACGCGCUGCGCCCCGGGCCGGGCGGCGCCUCUCGCUGCCUGGAGCGCGGCUGGGCGCGCGCCGGCCUGGCCUACACCACCGUGGCCUUCUUCACCGCCGCCUUCCUGCUGGUGCUCGCGGCCUACGUGAGCCUGGCGCGGGCGCUCGCCUCGCCCUCGGGCCCGGGCCCAGCCCCCGCCGGUCCGCACCGGCGCGCGGCCAGGACCAUGGUGUUGGGGCUCCUGCUGGUCUUCGCCCUCUGCCUGGCACCCUACCAUCUGCUGCUGGCGCCCUGGGUAACCGGGCAGGAGGUCGCCGCGAGCCGCGAAGGCGGCGGAUGCCGGGCCACCUCCACGCUCGACGUCCUGCACACCCUCAGCCUGGCGUUGCUGAGUCUCAACAGCUGCCUGGACCCUCUCAUCUACUGCUUCUCGGUGCGCCGCUUCCGCCAGGACUGCUGGGCGCUGAGCUGCCGUCUGGGGGUGGGGGCAUCUGGGGUGCACUCGGCCUCCUUGGCCUCUUCCUAG
Messenger RNA from Budorcas taxicolor (takin), 1005 nucleotides. Its product is annotated as platelet-activating factor receptor-like. Bases 1 to 1005 code for a protein of 334 amino acids. NCBI's taxonomy places the organism in Eukaryota, Metazoa, Chordata, Mammalia, Artiodactyla, Bovidae. Gene Ontology annotation, biological process: phospholipase C-activating G protein-coupled receptor signaling pathway; positive regulation of Rho protein signal transduction. The transcript has a single exon. Gene Ontology annotation, cellular component: membrane. Gene Ontology annotation, molecular function: G protein-coupled receptor activity. The record is from RefSeq and is a predicted model, not a curated record.